Molecule: messenger RNA, 1059 nt
Organism: Aspergillus affinis
Lineage: Eukaryota; Fungi; Ascomycota; Eurotiomycetes; Eurotiales; Aspergillaceae
Exons: 2
Coding region: 1-1059 (352 amino acids)
Source: RefSeq, a predicted model, not a curated record
AUGGAGGACCUGCAUCACACAGUUAGGGGUGCAGAUAUUUCCGAAUUUUCUGUGAUGGGAGUCUUAGUGAAGCUUGCCCUACAUGCUGUGAAGCAGGAGAAUUGUGCCUCGAAAGAGUCUAUCGAGUUCACCAAAUUGUGCAUAGCAAGGUUAGAUAUACCGGACAUGUUUGCUCCUGUCUGUACGGCCACUGAACAUAUCUGCAACUACGGAGAAAGACGACUUUCCGGCGCGAGCCACGAGGUCGCCUGUGGUUUAGUGCUCCCACGACAAGUCCAAGCAACAUUCUUCUUGCAGGACCUGUGUUUCUUGCUAAAAGAGAUCCGCAGAGUCUGCCGGAUAUGCUUUGACAGUAGUCGGUCGGCUCUACAGACCAUACUGCUCAGCUAUCACGAAACAAUCCCAACUUUAAUAGGAGAAUGGUUAAGCCAGAAGCUCGAUCCUAUCCAGUUUGGACAAACAUACCAGCUAUAUUCACUUUUGGGACUGUUUUCUAUGCUGUUGGGGCAUUUGCGAAAUGGAAAUUUGGAUUCUUUCCAAUACACGUUUGAUAUUGCCAUACAAAGUGCCGACGAUGUGUUAGGCGAAAUUAAGGAAGAGCUGGGCACAUCUAUGCUCUAUGGCAAACUCAGUUGGGAUGGAGCAACAUAUGCCUCUGUAACAUUUGGCGCGUGCUUGGAUGACUUACGAAAGCAACUAUUGCAUUUGCAAGAACAUGCCGACCCUCCAGGCCGUCCAAGAACAGACCUACUACACUCAAUCGAGUAUACAGAAACAAUAUUACCAGUCCUGGGCCUCUGUGGUCCGCAACGCGCCUCCCCCGGCCCAUAUGACCUCCUCCCACGGCUCCUCCAGCACCGCCCCGGCCACCCGUCGGAGCUUAGCAAGGACUGCGAGGUCAUCGUCAAGCUGCGGGAUGCUGGUGCAGUGCGCACCUACCGACGUCUCACGGCCGCGGAUAUCAAGCAGAGAGCGGAGACAGCGAAACAGAAAGCGUGCGGCCAGACAGGGGCCCUCUCCCUGGCUAAGGCGCGCUUCGUGGCUGCAGUAGUAGAAUGA